CAGAGGAAUUCCGGGUAAAAAGAAGACCAGAGAUAACACCUCUACAUGUUAGCAGUUUUGCUCUCCAUGUUGAAUAAAACAGAGAUGAGAAACAAAACCCAAGAAAUGCCUCAUUCCACAAAUAAAGAACUGAUAUUUGGCAUCAUGGUGGGAACUACUGGAAUCAGCUUGCUUCUCUUAUGGUACCACAAGGCUCGUAAAUCAAGGACAGCACUGAAUUUACCUAAAUUUCUUUCUCUGGGUAGUAAGUUUGAUGCGAUGACUUUUCAAGAUGAAAUGUAUAAUGGCCGUGGAACAGUAGCAAUCUUUCAAGGAAGGCAGCUUCAGAUACUGGAGAAGUUAAAUGAAUUACUGACAAAUAUGGAAGAACUCAAAGAGGAAAUCAGAGUCCUUAAAGAAAUCGUUCCAAAGCUGGAGGAAUAUAUACAAGGUGAACUUGGAGGGAAAAUAACUGUUCAUAGGAUAAGUCCUCAACACAGAGCUAGAAAAAGAAGGCUUGCCACAGUUCAAAGUCCCACAACAGGUAAUAGUUCAGAGGAAGCAGAAAGUGAAGGAGGGUAUAUUACAGCUAAUACUGACACAGAAGAACAGAGUUUUCCUGUCCCUAAGGCAUUUAACACACACAUAGAGGAAUUAAAUUUAGAUGUCCUUCUUCAGAAGGUUGAUAAUUUACGUAUGAAUGAAUCUAGCAAGAUGGAGAGUUUUGAACUACUUUGUGACCACAAAGAAAAGUUUAGAGAUGAAAUAGAGUUUAUUUGGAGGUUUGCUCGCGCUUAUGGAGACAUGUAUGAGCUAUCUACUAAUGCACAAGAAAAGAAACAUUAUGCUAAUAUUGGGAAGACAUUGGGGGAAAAAGCUAUUACUAGAGCGCCCAUGAAUGGGCAUUGUCAUCUGUGGUAUGCAGUCUUGUGUGGCUAUGUGUCCGAGUUUGAGGGCUUACAAAAUAAAAUCAACUAUGGACAUCGCUUCAAGGAGCAUCUGGAUAAAGCAAUCCAGUUUUUACCCGAAGAACCUUUUUUGUAUUACCUCAAAGGAAGAUACUGUUAUACUGUCUCGAAACUGAGCUGGAUUGAGAAAAAAAUGGCUGCUACUCUGUUUGGAAAAAUACCAUCCUCAACUGUAGAAGAAGCUUUGCAAAAUUUCCUUAAGGUUGAAGAACUACACCCUGGUUUUUCUAAGUCCAAUUACUUGUUCUUGGCCAAGUGUUACAUCGAUCUUGAACAAACAGAUGAUGCUGUGAAGUUUUGUAAUUUGGCAGUAUUGCUCCCUUGUGUUACCAAAGAGGAUAAAGAUGCACAGAAAGAAGUGAAAAAAAUAAGCACUUCCUUGAAGAGGUAAAUAAAAGAACUCACUCUUCAACAAAUCAGAUGUGGUCUACUAAACUUUGAACUAAUCCAAGUGGCGUUUUUUAUUAUCCCUUUUUCUUUUCUGAUGUAAGGGUAAUGUGCUCAGAUUUGAAGGUAAAACCAUGUUUCUGCAGCAUGCAUUCCACUAGUAUCACUGCGAAACUAAUAAUGUUACUUGGAGAAGUCGAUUUCGCAUAAUGUCAGUACAAAAUGAUCUUUAAACACGUAUGAUUUCUAUUUUUCCUACCAAUAAACUAUAGUCUUCAGAAUAUUUCUUUAAAUAAAAUAUUUAAAUCAAUUCAAUAAAAUGACCUCUAGUGAGUGUCUGAUUAAUGUUUCAGUGGAGACUUGGCAAAACAAAAUUUCAUUAAUGCGAAUGAAAAACGGAAAAAAAUAGGCAGAGGUCAUGAACACAUUGUUGACAGAAGAGGAAAAACAAAAGAGUAAAUAUAUUGUAACCAGUAAUCAGAAAUGUGAAUGGAAUUACAGUAAGGUAAUGUUUUAAUAUUAAAUUAGCAAGGAUUUUUUUUCUUUCAAGAAAUA
Messenger RNA from Lynx canadensis (Canada lynx), 1889 nucleotides. RefSeq names its product regulator of microtubule dynamics 2 (gene RMDN2). The record is from RefSeq and is a predicted model, not a curated record. Gene Ontology annotation, molecular function: microtubule binding. Bases 46 to 1338 code for a protein of 430 amino acids. The transcript has 11 exons. Gene Ontology annotation, cellular component: cytoplasm; mitotic spindle pole; spindle microtubule. NCBI's taxonomy places the organism in Eukaryota, Metazoa, Chordata, Mammalia, Carnivora, Felidae.